UUUCAUCUUCAUCUGGUAUAAUACUCCAUAUAUAAAUACCCCCUACUCUUACUUUCGGUUUCUUCAUUUCAACAUUCUUUCUCCCCCAAUUCCUCCACCCUCUCUAAACCCUUCUUUGAUCGAUCCUCGCUUAUUUUCUCUCUCCUAGGGUUAGGGUUUUUUCGGGUGUUUGAUUCAUUGUUGAUUUUCGAUCGAUCGAAGGAGGAAGAAACGAUGUCGUUGAGGCCAAAUGCUAGGACUGAAGUCCGCCGUAGCAGGUACAAGGUAGCGGUGGACGCGGAGGAGGGUCGCCGUAGGAGAGAGGAUAAUAUGGUUGAAAUUCGUAAGAAUCGUCGAGAAGAGAAUUUGCAGAAGAAGCGUCGUGAAGGGUUUCAAUCUGCUGCUUCUCAGCAAUUGCCUUCUUCUGCUGCUCCUUUUGAUAAGAAGAUUGAAAGUCUACCACAAAUGGUUGCUGGUGUUUGUUCAGAUGAUGGGACUGCUCAGCUUGAAGCCACUACUCACUUCCGAAAGCUGCUUUCGAUAGAGCGUAACCCACCUAUUGAAGAGGUUGUUCAAUCAGGAGUUGUUCCCCGUCUUGUUGAAUUUUUGGGUAGAGAUGAUUACCCUCAACUUCAGUUUGAGGCUGCUUGGGCACUUACCAAUAUUGCAUCUGGCACAUCGGAGAACACUAAGGUUGUCAUUGAUCAUGGCGCUGUUCCAAUUUUUGUCAAGCUUCUUGGUUCACCAAGUGAUGACGUUCGUGAACAGGCUGUUUGGGCUUUGGGGAAUAUUGCUGGUGAUUCACCAAAAUGUCGGGAUUUGGUCCUUGCCCAUGGUGCCCUAUUGCCAUUGAUGGCUCAAUUCAACGAGCAUGCCAAACUGUCUAUGUUGCGAAAUGCUACAUGGACCUUAUCAAACUUCUGCAGAGGCAAGCCUCAACCAUCAUUUGACCAGACAAAACCUGCUCUUCCCACUCUUGAGAGGCUUAUUCAUUCAAAUGACGAUGAAAUACUUACGGAUGCUUGUUGGGCACUUUCAUAUCUAUCUGAUGGUACCAACGACAAGAUCCAAGCUGUAAUUGAAGCUGGAGUCUGCCCCCGGCUUGUGGAGCUUUUACUUCAUGCUUCUCCAUCUGUGCUGAUUCCUGCACUUCGUACUGUCGGAAAUAUUGUUACUGGUGAUGACAUGCAGACUCAGUGCAUCAUUGAUCAUCGGGCUCUUCCGUGCCUUCUCAACUUGCUGAACCAAAGUUACAAGAAGAGUAUAAAAAAAGAAGCUUGCUGGACCAUUUCCAACAUCACUGCAGGAACUAAGGAGCAAAUACAGUUUGUCAUUGAAGCUGGCAUUAUUGGUCCUCUUGUCCAUCUUCUCCAAAAUGCUGAGUUUGAUAUCAAGAAGGAGGCUGCUUGGGCUAUUUCAAAUGCUACUUCAGGAGGUUCCCCUGAACAAAUAAAGUUUUUGGUGAGCCAGGGAUGCGUCAAGCCACUGUGUGAUCUUUUAGUUUGCCCUGAUCCAAGAAUUGUCACAGUUUGCUUGGAAGGUCUUGAGAACAUAUUGAAGAUUGGGGAAGCUGAGAAGAGUCUAGGUGCCGAAGGUGUGAAUGUCUACGCUCAGAUGAUUGAGGAUGCUGAAGGUCUAGAUAAGAUAGAAAACUUGCAGAGUCAUGACAACAAUGAGAUUUAUGAGAAGGCAGUCAAAAUCCUUGAGACCUAUUGGAUUGAUGAUGAAGAUGAAGCAUUGCCUUCAGCUGAUGGUGCUCAAACUGGGUUCGAGUUUGGUGGGAAUGAUAUUGCUGUUCCUCAGGGUGGAUUCAAGUUUGGUUAAAGGAUGUGCCAGCAGAGUAUAUUGAGGUCCCUAGUUUGAGGAUUGAUAUAUUGCGAGUAUAUCCAGAUUGUCGGUCCAGUCCAGUCCAGCCACAACUAUGGUUGAGGUGCUCGCUAAGCACUUCAACAUUUGUGGAGCGCACCCAUCAUCAACGAGUCAGCGAGUCCUCUUGGAAUUAAUAUUUUGCAGUGUCCUAGUCAAGUCAAUUCAACACAAGCAGGGGUAGUCAUGCAGCUAUAUAUACAUUAAGUGCGUUUUUUUCGAGUCAUAUAGUUAGGCUGCAUAAUAAGGAUGGAGCAAAUGUAUUUUUUUGGUCAAGGGGUUUCCAUCUCUAUUUUAUACACAUAUAAUAUGUAUUUGGUCUUUAUCAGAUGGGAAGCCCUCUUCUUGAGGGUCUAUUCUAUUUUAUGCUUAAGGCAGAGAUAUUUGUCGAGUCUGUAAGGAGUCGGAUGUUGAAUGAAGUUCGGUCAUAUAAUUGUUCAGUUUUGAGUUUUCUUGAUGAAAGUUCAAUUUUAUUUGCAUCGGUUUUGUUAUUA
Messenger RNA from Chenopodium quinoa (quinoa), 2339 nucleotides. Its product is annotated as importin subunit alpha-like. Gene Ontology annotation, cellular component: nucleus; cytoplasm. The coding region runs from base 214 to 1803 and encodes 529 amino acids. The record is from RefSeq and is a predicted model, not a curated record. The transcript is spliced from 11 exons. Gene Ontology annotation, biological process: NLS-bearing protein import into nucleus. NCBI's taxonomy places the organism in Eukaryota, Viridiplantae, Streptophyta, Magnoliopsida, Caryophyllales, Amaranthaceae. Gene Ontology annotation, molecular function: nuclear import signal receptor activity; protein binding.